UAAUGGCUGCUGCCAUCUGCCAUAUUUUUCUCAUUUUCGCUAUUAUGAGCGCAGGAUGGUCGCCUUCUUCUCCAACACCUGUUCCAUUCACUUUCUCGGCGCCCUCCUGUCACUCCUCCUCCUCCUCCGCCACGCCAAUGCUGCCGCCGGCGCCUCCUCCAAGCUCCCUUUCCGGGAGGCCCCCGCUUUUCGAAAUGGAAAAACUUGCUUCUCCUCGUCGGAGAACACCACCAUUCAUAUCGCCAUGACCCUCGAUGCAAACUACCUGCGUGGAACCAUGGCCGCUGUUCUUUCCAUUCUCCAGCAUUCCACCUGCCCGGAAAAUGUGGUUUUCCAUUUUCUUUGGGCUAGGCAGGAGCCCGAGGUUUUCUCCAGCAUUAGAUCCACUUUCCCUUAUCUUAACUUCAAAGUCUACCAUUUUGACAUCACAAGGGUUCGUGGAUUGAUUUCCAAGUCCAUUCGCCAGGCCCUGGACCAGCCCCUGAAUUAUGCCAGGAUUUAUCUCGCUGAUAUUCUGCCUCAAGAAGUUAGACGCCUGAUUUAUCUUGAUUCAGACCUUGUGAUGGUGGAUGACGUGGCCAAGCUUUGGGAGGUGGAUUUGAAGGAGAAAGUCCUGGCUGCACCUGAAUAUUGCCAUGCAAACCUGACGAAUUACUUCACGGAUGCAUUCUGGUCGGACCCGGAGUUGUCAAGGACGUUUGAGGGGCGGAAGCCAUGUUAUUUCAACACAGGGGUAAUGCUUAUGGAUGUGGAGAAAUGGAGAAAGGGGGGUUAUUCUCAGAAAGUUGAGGAUUGGAUGGUUGUGCAGAAACAGAAGAGGAUAUAUCACUUGGGUUCUUUGCCGCCUUUCUUGCUUGUUUUGGCUGGGAAUAUCAAGCCGGUUGAUCACAGGUGGAACCAGCACGGGUUGGGAGGUGAUAAUAUUGAAGGGAAAUGCAGGGGAUUGCAUCCCGGCCCCAUUAGCCUCCUCCAUUGGAGUGGCAAAGGGAAGCCUUGGUUGAGGCUGGAUUCAAGAAGACCUUGCAAUGUUGAUCAUUUGUGGGCUCCUUACGAUCUCUAUCGAUCAUCUAAGCAUUCAUUUGAAGAGUGAUAAGUAAAAUAUGGAUAUGUUCAAUUAGGGGGUGGCUUGGAAUUUGAGGUGAGGAGGGGGAUUAUGAUGUAGAGGUGAUAUAUCAGGAGUUAGAAAAGUUAUACUGCUACAUCUUAUUCCAAAAAAGGACAAAAAAAAAGAACUAAAAAUCCACAAAACUAUAUAUGUUUAAUUUUGCUUUAACCUCUUGAAGGUUGAAGAUCACAGAUACAUUGAUUGUUUUUCUAUUUUUAAUUUAUUUUCUUUUUAUAUGUUGAGGGAGAAAAAAGUAGGGGAAGCUAAGGUUGUGAGCAAUUCUCCAGAAAAAAAAAUUAACUACUAUAGUCCUGUGAAGAUUUCCACUUCUAGUGGUAAAGAAAGUGGAGGAGAGAUUACUUUGUGCAUAACUCAUAUGGUGCUUGCUGACUGAAUACUCACAGCUUGAUGAUCCUCUGGAAAUCAGACUGAUAACCCUCUGACCAAAACUUCUGUAGUUGUUACUUUUACAUUUUUUUCUCUUUUAUUAAUUAGUUAUAUAUCGUUACUGAAAUGUACUAUGAUACUUGAAUAUAUACAUGUGUUCUGUGUCUCUCUA
Messenger RNA from Sesamum indicum (sesame), 1664 nucleotides. Its product is annotated as putative galacturonosyltransferase-like 4. Gene Ontology annotation, molecular function: glycosyltransferase activity. Gene Ontology annotation, cellular component: Golgi apparatus. Lineage: Eukaryota; Viridiplantae; Streptophyta; Magnoliopsida; Lamiales; Pedaliaceae. The record is from RefSeq and is a predicted model, not a curated record.